AUGUUAGACAACAAUAAUUCGGCUCUCGCUAUCAACUCCAGUACCAGUAUACCAACGGCGGCCUUCAGAGUACCUUUUAAGUACACUGACCUUAGCACAACGACAGCCAGCAAUGCUUCAAGCCAGGCAAGAGGCAUCGAAGGCUCAAGCCCACCAGAUUUCAAAAAUUUAAUUGACCACAAUGAUACAAAACGGGUAGUCUCACCUAAUAUCUUCAUCGCCGGGUGGGAGAUUGAAUGCCCCUCUGCACGUUGGAUAGUCGGCAAUAUGGACCCAAGCUGGAGGAAUUACCCUAGAUUUCGAACCGGUCCACAACUGAAUCAAAUUGGUGGGCGAAGUCGUCCCGAGUACAUCAACCACAUUUCCGAACUCGAAAAUAUGAGCCAUAAUGCUAAAGAGCUCUUGUACCGCCGGAUUAGGAACCACCUACUCAGAUGUCGAACUUGCACUUGCGACCAAGAAACCGGCGAACUUAAGCCCGGUGGGCAACCCCCGACUGGGUCGGCCAAGUCCCACACUUGGUGUUUGAGGGGUACCGAGGUUCCAGAAUCAUGUCGUAGCUGGUGGAAUUGCUACUGUAAAGUUACAGCUCGUCAGCCCCCGCUCGUUGAAGGAGAGAGUUAUGAGGCACACCUCAACGCUUUAGAAAGACUCCCCCAGGCUUUUAGAGAUCAAGUCCCAGAUUACCAAUGGGCACCGCCAGGUACCACUAUAAACGUGCGACCUCUUUGGCUUGGAGAAGCACCCCCCCCAUUUGCGCCGCUCCCGGAGCUAGAGCCAGGGGUAUCCCCAGGGUUGAUACCAGUGGCAUCCCCAGAGCUAGGCCCAGCGCUAGAGGAACCCCCCGAAUUAGUGGAUAUGGAUCAGCUGGAAAUGCUUCUACUAGAUACCACAGCAAUUCCAUACGCUAGGCAACGCACACCUGAGGAACCCAGCGGAGAACCCGACGGAGAAUCUGGCGGGGAAUCUGGCGGGGAAUCUGACGAAGAAUCCAUUGUAGAGUCCAGCGCAGGGCCCUCUAGAGGGCCCACCCUGUACGGAGCGCAUGACCGCCAAGGUUGGCGCCAACCCCGACGUUAUUACGACCCGGUGAGAGGCUUCGACAGACCUCCUGGGGGGGGAUCGGCACCGCCUCCACUUCUUCGGAGACGCGAUAAUUCGUUAAAAAAGCGCGAAAUAUCUAUGCCAAAUCAGGCGGGAAACGCCGAAAUGGAUGAGACGACGAACGCUCAGUAA
Orbilia oligospora ATCC 24927 is the source of this 1236-nucleotide messenger RNA. RefSeq lists its product as uncharacterized. Lineage: Eukaryota; Fungi; Ascomycota; Orbiliomycetes; Orbiliales; Orbiliaceae. Bases 1 to 1236 code for a protein of 411 amino acids. The record is from RefSeq and is a predicted model, not a curated record. The transcript is spliced from 2 exons.